This is a messenger RNA of Hippocampus comes (tiger tail seahorse), 1996 nucleotides long. Its product is annotated as voltage-dependent calcium channel subunit alpha-2/delta-4-like. The record is from RefSeq and is a predicted model, not a curated record. Gene Ontology annotation, cellular component: voltage-gated calcium channel complex. The transcript is spliced from 14 exons. Lineage: Eukaryota; Metazoa; Chordata; Actinopteri; Syngnathiformes; Syngnathidae. Gene Ontology annotation, molecular function: voltage-gated calcium channel activity. Bases 644 to 1996 code for a protein of 450 amino acids.
AUCUAACAAAUUAACAGCCGUUACAUACGCAGGUGUGUGCGUGCAUGCGUGCGUGUGUAAUCCUCUUACAUGAAAGGGAGCGUCUGUCCAAUGAGGCGCCGCCGUCCCGUCUCGUCCUGCCUGCCCCUCGCCGCUUUCCCACCGUGGAGGGGGGCUUUUUAAUCCAAAUGGAUUAUGUGGCAAAUUGGGCGAGCUGCUGCAAAACCUCUAGCAGGACACCGCCCUGUCGCUGGCUGGGCCGCCGGCUGAUGUCGUGAGGUAGAACCUGGAAGAACCCGGAAGAAGAAGCAGCAGGGAACGACCUCCAAUCGGUGUUGGGUGUGCCUUCGGGCUACGAACAGUUCCCAAACAUUAACCGACAACUGGGUCAGCAGGUAUCCGGGACGCAGCGGCUUUCGAAGCAACUAUCAGACCCAGUUGGACGUUGCUCAACAGCAACAGCAGCAGAAGGAGGAGCAGCCACGCGGGGACGAGGGUUGCGGGCCUCGAGGAGGAUGGCGAUGAGCCUUGAUGAGAACCCUGAAGAAGCAAAAACUUGAUGAGGAGAAACAAGCCGGAGCCCUCGUGAGGAGGCGUCGUCCGUCCUCUUCGAGUCCUCCCGACGAAAGCCACGUGGUCUUCCCCAAGUGAGUCAGGAAGCAGGAUGAAGAGCGGCUCCAAACUGCAGCGGGUUGCGGGAUUCUUCCUGCUGUGGAUCGGCGUUCAAGCUCAGCUGAAGAUACCGCCAGAGACUGUGCAGGAGUGGGCGUCCAUUUUCUCGUCACAGCUUCGAGAGCUUUCCACCAAGUAUUCAGGAUCGCUUCUUCUCCAAAAGAAACUAAAGGACGUGGAGUCCAUCAUCAAGGUGGUUGAGGUGGACGGAAGCGAUCUGGUCAAGGAUUACGCGGACCAGAUUGAACGCAUGCUGGGCAGCAAAAUGAAGUCUGUCAAGAGGCUUGCCGAGUCGGCGGAAGAUGCUGACCUCUACCAUGAUUUCAACGCUUCCUUAGAGUUUGACUACUACAACUCGAUGCUGAUCAACACGGUGGACGAGGACGGCAACUCCGUGGAGCUGGGCGGCGAGUUCCCGCUGGAGGAGAACGAGCACUUCAACAAGUUGGCCGUCAACACCCAGCAGAGCACCGUCCAGGUGCCCACCAACGUCUACAACAAAGACCCAAACAUCCUCAACGCCGUCUACAACUCGGAGGCCCUCAACGACGUCUUUGUGGGCAACUUCCUCAAGGACCCCACGCUGACCUGGCAGUACUUCGGCAGCUCUGCCGGUUUCUUCCGGAUCUACCCUGGCAUCAAAUGGACGCCGGACAGCAACGGCGUGGCCGCCUUCGACUGCAGGAACCGAAACUGGUACAUCCAGGCGGCCACGUCGCCCAAGGACAUCAUCAUCAUGGUGGACAUCAGCGGCAGCAUGAAGGGCUUGAAGAUGACCAUCGCCAAGCACACCAUCAACACCAUCCUCGACACGCUGGGAGAGAACGACUUUGUCAACGUCAUCGCCUACACGGAUUACGUGCGCUACGUGGAGCCGUGCUUCAAAGGAACUCUGGUCCAAGCUGACCUGGACAACAGGGAGCACUUCAAGUUGCUGGUGGAGGAGCUUCACGUCAAAGGAGAAGCAAAGCUCAAGAACGCCAUGAAAGAAUCCUUCAAGAUCCUCAAUGAGGCUCGUGUUUUGGGUCAGGGCAGCAUGUGCAACCAGGCCAUCAUGCUGAUCACGGACGGCGCCAUGGAGGACUUUGAGUCGGUCUUUGAGGAGUUCAACUGGCCUGAGCGCAGGGUGCGCGUCUUCACAUACUUGAUUGGCCGAGAGAUGACGUUCGCCCAAAACACCAAGUGGAUCGCCUGCAACAACAAAGGCUACUACACGCACGUGUCGACGCUGGCCGACGUGCAGGAGAACGUGAUGGAGUACCUGCACGUGCUGAGUCGGCCCAUGGUCAUCAACCACGACCACGACAUCAUCUGGACCGAAGCCUACAUGGACACCGUGACGUGA